Molecule: messenger RNA, 3819 nt
Organism: Solea solea (common sole)
Lineage: Eukaryota; Metazoa; Chordata; Actinopteri; Pleuronectiformes; Soleidae
Gene: tmem74b
Product: transmembrane protein 74B
Exons: 5
Coding region: 416-1252 (278 amino acids)
Source: RefSeq, a predicted model, not a curated record
AUCUCUCUCGCUCUCUCUCUCUCUCUCUCUCUCCCUCUCUCUCUCUCUGAUCCUGAUCCUGGUUCCUGCUCGGUCGCGGUCGCGGCUUCAUCGCCAGCGGUGUGUGUUCAGGUGGAUUCUGUCUCCGUCUCCGUCUCUGUCUCUGCCUGGAAACCGAAUCCAUCCUCGGUGUUUCCACCCUCCAUCUCCGGCGGAAAAACCACCGUCUCUCAGCGUCGCUGGGUUACGACCAUCAUCAUCAUCAUCAUCAUCAUCAUCAUCCGCAGAUUCCGGCUCUCCCCUCGCUCUCAGUCCGCCUUAUCAGCCUUCAGACCGGGAGAGAAGAUGAAGAGAGGAGGGGGAGAAGGACACCGGGGAUCAAGUGAUGCACAGAUGUGGAGUUUGGUGAAGACAUGAGCGCAUCCCACAGGUUUCCAUGGAGACCUCAUUCGACGCCGUAGAGCUCCGGGAGCUGAGGGGCGGAGCAGACCGGCGAGGUGCGUGUCAGACGUCGGCCACAGUGAGCUGCGCCGCCCACGGCUUUGAAAACGCGUCCUUCCAGCAGGACGAAGAGCAAAUCCACCAGCAGGAGGCGACAGAGUCGGCGAUCUGUCAGCCCUCAACUUCAAGCAGCAACAAGCAGCAGCAUCGCGAGCUCUGUCCUCAGUCGUACGACGAGGAGGACGGCGUCGGCAGCGGCGAGCACGAGGAUGGACAGGACUUCACCGAGCGGAAUCCUCCCGAAGACCACUCUGCCGACUACGGCUUCAUCUUCGCCCUGGUGUUCCUGGUGGGCGGGAUCGUCCUGGUCGUCAUCGCCUACACCAUCCCCAGAGAGGCCAAAGUCGACCCGGACUCGGUGUCGGCUCGCCAGAUGGAGAAGCUGGAGAUGUACUACGCCGAGCUGGGCGCACACCUGGACAAGUGCAUCAUCGCCGGUCUGGGCCUGCUGACGCUGGGCGGGAUGUUCCUGUCCGUGCUGCUCAUGGUUUCCAUCUGCCGGGGGGAGAUGUACCGCCGCAGGGUGGCGUUUGUUCGACCCAAGAGGACGUACGGCUCCGUCAAUCUGAGGCUGAAGCAGCUGGCGACGGGAGAGGCAGGUGGAGCUGAGGCCGGGGGUGAGGAGCUUUUGGUGGAACAAGCACAGAAUGGAAAUAACGUACAAUCGGGGCCGAGCUGUGACUCAAAAUCAGAAUCACAACCAGGACCAAGCAGACUCCUCCCCACUGCGGCUGCUUCCUCCUCUUCUUCAGCUGCACUCGGAGUCAUUUAGCAGAGUUCUGCGGUUUCACCUUCCUCUGUGUUAGCGCUCUGUGGCAGAAUGGGGACGUGCAGGUCCUCCAUCUGUGCUGACAGGAGAAGCUCAAGGCGACCCGGCUUUAACCCCCGCGUACGUAAAGUGGGUUCAUGGGUUAUUUAUUCUAAUCGAUCUAAUCGAAGGGAUGUUUGAAUUAGUUUGACAGAGGAGGGGUCGAUGAAGUAGAAGACGAGAGGUAAACCUGCGGCCGAGUGAAUUAGAGUUCCUGUACAAAAUCCUAGUAUGUUUUUCAGAAAAGCACAGAGUGUCCCCCACGUCCCCGCGUCCCCACGUCCCCGUGUCCCUGCGUCCCCGCGUCCCCCGAAUCCAUGGUGACCACAUUUGAGGUGGAAAUUUCCUUCAAGUUCAAGAGUGGUAACAUUUAGCUAACACUAAUGGCACUUUUCCUUUAUACAGUUACAGUUCUACACACCUCUACACAACUCUACACACCUCUACACACCUGGUUCACAGCAUCGAUCAGUACUUCCUGCAUGACUGGAGCACAGACUCCGUCUGAAAUACCACUGAACGUGGUCGUGACUGGGCUCACGAUCGCCUGAUCUCAGCAGUGCUAACGCUAAUUACACCAGACUCUGUUAAAUAUUGAGAUGUUAGACAUUUCCUUUGCUAAACUUUGGAGAUUAACGCGUGUUUUCAGGAUUUUUAAGUCUUUUUAACUGAGAGACCAGUUCGACAUUGUUGGAUUCUUGUGUCGGAGGUCGUGCUCAUGACUCUUCCAGUGACGACACUCUCUGACCAAUCAGUGUCCGGCAAUCUGUCAACAACAAAGCAAAACAAACGAGUCAAGUGCAGCUCUGCUAGAACUGUAUAAUGGAAAAGCGGCGUAAGAUCUGAGGUCAUUUUUUUGGGUCACUUCUGAUUAUGUUGAGUGACAGUUCGACGCCUUCCUGUUACACUGCACUCCAAAGACGCCGCUACGUGAUUCUGAAAAGUUACUUACAGAUAAUUGGCGUUGCUGUAGCCUAGCGACAGUGUCCUCUUGACUUUACCUUCUGAACGUGAAGCGUGUCACGUUCAAAACCAGUUCCCCGUCUGAUAAACACGAGGCCCAUUUGAAAGCACGACAAGAUUAAUUCUCCAGUGUCGUUUCCUUCGUCACCGAAAGUAAACGCUGACACGUUUCAAAUCCCAAUAAUCACAAGAUGAACAGUAAACACAGUCGUAUCCGACACGGCAGAGAGUAAGAGUUUAUGACUUCAUGAAAAACACAGUGUGAUGGAAAGUCAACAUUUGUUCAAAUGAAUAUUUCAUUCCACUGUGACAUUUACAGUAUACGCUCACCAACAGCACCAGUGAGAAAUGGAGCUCAUUAGCUCGUUAGCUAUUUAGCUUCUUCUCCUUGACCGAGCUUCACGGCUGUAAUUAGACAUACGGAUUCACACAGAGACUUAAAUUCUCAUGUGGUUUUCAGUGCAACUCUUCUUGUCAUAUCAAUGUUGUAUUCUUAAAUAAAUCAUUAGAAAUUUCAAUUUAAAAUCUUAUCGUAAAAUCUGAAAACCGUAAAAGAAAAAUAUCAUGUUAUUUUCCUAAAUUAGUUUGAUCUUAAAAGAUUUUUACUGUAUUAAAUAGCAAAGACCCCUUUUUUUCCAAAUUGACAAAUUCAUGUCAAAACAAGAAAAAAUCUACAUUAUCAUGUUCACGGCUUUAUUUCGCCACUGGACAGACUUUUCCGACAGGAAAAUUGAAGUUUGUGACAGUUUGUGAACCUCUCACUCUCCUGCACCAAAGUCCAUUGAGAAAACCAUCACUUUUUACAUCACAGGACACAGGAGUUGUUGAUCCACUGCUGCCUCCACCAGUAAGUUCAAAUGUUUGAAAUCCUUUGUUUGGAUUUACCACAGUGACACAAACUGACCACACGAGGCAGCAGUAGACCAGCUUGUGUCCCAUUGAUCUAAAAAUGGUGAUUUUCUCGAUGGAAUUUGGUGCAGGAGAGUGAGUGGUUUAUAUCCUUCAGGUUACCGAUGCAAUGCAAGGUUAUGUUCAAAUUUUUGCUUAACUGAACGUAAAUGUUUGAUAUUUUAAAGUGCGGCAGCAAAAUGGGCUUUUAUUCACCACGAAGGACAAACAUUAAUGCAGAGACAGGAAGGAAUGAUUUCACUGUGGUGAUAGACUGAGAGGUGCUGGAGACAAAUGAAUCACUGCUGAGUUAAAGGGUGUCAAAAAUGACCCAGAAACCAUCUGCAUUGUCAGUCGAACAACUCGAAUGUCAUUUUCAAGCCAUUUGUAGGCGAUUAUUUUUCACCAACAUGUGGUUUUAAAAACAAUUUUGCCGACUGUUCUGGGAAACAACGGUUUAGUUUGUGUUUAAAGUCUCGCAGCAACAGUGAGAAUAAGAGACACAUUUAGACCAGGAAGUCUGUGAAGUGGAGGUGCGAAAGUUUUUCUUUUUCAACGUAUGAACUGUUGCUAUAAAUGAAUCCGACAAAAACAUCAGCAUCAUGUCACGUAUUCACUGUCUCAUACAGUGAACAAAAGGUGUUGCCUCGUGUUUGCUCAUUAGCAGCGUCUGCUAGCAU